Acromyrmex echinatior (Panamanian leafcutter ant) is the source of this 2474-nucleotide messenger RNA. Its product is annotated as thyrotroph embryonic factor. The record is from RefSeq and is a predicted model, not a curated record. Gene Ontology annotation, molecular function: RNA polymerase II cis-regulatory region sequence-specific DNA binding; DNA-binding transcription factor activity, RNA polymerase II-specific. Gene Ontology annotation, cellular component: nucleus. NCBI's taxonomy places the organism in Eukaryota, Metazoa, Arthropoda, Insecta, Hymenoptera, Formicidae. Gene Ontology annotation, biological process: regulation of transcription by RNA polymerase II.
UUCCUCUCUCUUUCUCCCUCUCCCUUUCUGUACCCACUCUCUGUCUAUCUUUCUCCCUCCUGUCUGUGCUUGCCUGGACGCCCGCGUUCCUCCGUCUUCCUCACUCCAUCCUUCCUCGUGCUGUCUCUCUACGCUCACCUCCAGGACGACGUUGAGGCACAUCGUCCGUGCCCUGCCCCCUCUCACCGACUAUGGAGUGGGACCAAUAGGAGCGCCGCUUCCGGCAACGAUGGUGCUCCAAUCGGCAUACGACGCCGACGGAUAGACGCUGACGAGAGGCGAUUUUGACAGUCGACACUGUGCUACUCUCAGAGCUCGCGGUUUAAUCGUGCACUGGACUUACUUCGAGUCUGGGAUCCUUGUGAUUCGUGAAUCGGAGCAGUGCCCUUCGCAACGUGGACCUUGUUGCGUGGUCACCUCGCGAGCUUCCGAACGCAUUAGUCUGACUGCUCGCGAAAGUGCUUUCUUUUUAUUCAUUGGAUUUUCUCAGUGAAUCAUGAUCGUAUCAGGCCUAUUGUGAGUGGACUAAUUGAAGAUUUAAUCAAGCUUACUAACGGAUGAAGCGUGAGGAUUAAUAGCCAUCACGUGGUCGAAGAGACAGCGAUCCGCUUCGAGAACUCGCCGGGAUAAUUUGAUCGAGGCGAAACGCUAAACGAUCGAUUACGGAAAAUUCCGCAGCUGAUUCAUAGGAUAGACUUUACGAGCAUUCCCACGGAGAUUCCCGCCUUCAGCAUUCAGAAAUAAUCGUAUGUUCGCCACGACGCGCAUCGCUUCUGGAGCCGAAUCUAUUCAAUAGCGGGCGGACAGCCUCGGUGAUCAAUAGCCCGCGAUAAAUUUAAAUAAUUCCCUCGCCAAUACAUACAGACAUCGCGGUUGCGAUCGUCGCGUCGCGAACAUCCCCGCUAUUACGGAUGCGAGCGCGUCGUCCGGACCGUUGCAAGUGAAAGGAAACCUCGGGGGACUUGUCGUUUAACCACGUUGGACAUUGCGGGGGGGCGGGGGGGACCGCGUGAGAUACCGCGAGAAUAAUUAAAUGCGCGCGUGAGAUAAUCGGAUGAGCUGCGCUAUGGAGUAUCAGCAAUUGGCGCCACCGCCGGUACCAACUGGGGUGCUGCACACCCAGGCGCACCAUCCUCAACCCCAGCAUCAGCAGCCGGUGCAGCCACCGCAGCAUCCGCACAUCGUAGUCGCGCCGGCUCAUCAGCAGCCGCAAUCCCAGCAACCACCGCCACCACCCCUGCCGCCGACCUCCCAUGGCCAUCAAGUACACCCGCCGCUACCGCCCAUCCACGAAGACAGCACAAGUUCCAGGUGGUCCCAGUACCAGCACUUGUGGAGGCAGCAUCAUGUUUAUAUGAACGGGAAACAAGGUAAAGAUGGGCCAGAGGAAAAGAAGGAUGCCGACGGUGAACUUUGGGGCAACGUGGAAGCGCAGGCCGCCUUUCUCGGGCCCAAUCUCUGGGACAAAACUUUGCCUUACGAUGCCGACCUGAAGGUAUUAAACCAUUAUGUCGAUCUCGAUGAGUUUCUUUCCGAAAACGGCAUCCCCGUCGACGGUGUGGCUGGUGGUGGACAAGGUGCCAUGCAAGGUAGCCAGCUUCAUAAAAUCAACAACACCGAAGCCGCCGGACAUCAGGGACCAGCGGGUCUCCACUUGGAACCAGUUACCAAGCGUGAGAGAUCACCAUCGCCGAGCGAAUGCUGCUCGCCGGACACCCUGAACCCACCCUCUCCCGCGGAUUCCACGCUCUCGAUGGCCUCAUCGGGGCGAGAUUUCGAUCCACGUACCCGGGCCUUUUCUGACGAGGAACUCAAACCCCAACCUAUGAUCAAGAAAUCGCGGAAGCAGUUCGUUCCGGAUGACUUGAAGGAUGACAAAUACUGGGCGCGUCGUAGGAAGAACAACAUGGCAGCGAAACGAUCGCGAGACGCGCGUCGCAUGAAGGAGAACCAGAUAGCACUCAGGGCCGGUUUCCUCGAGAAAGAGAAUAUGGGUCUACGACAGGAGCUGGAUCGGUUAAAAAAUGAGAACAUGUUGCUACGCGACAAACUGAGCAAGUACACGGACGUCUAACACCCCGUCGUCGGCCAUGCACCAAUUCGAGCGACACGCAAAGAGAGAGAGAAGAGAUGCGAACAUGAGGGUGGACAUCACAUCCCUCAGCUACUACUCCCUCGCUUAUAGUCGCAGCACAUAGCAGCCUUCGUCUCUGCGGAGGAAGCGAAGGGGAUGCGGAGCAUGUUGACGAGUACCAACUCCCGAACCGACUGCCGCCGCCCUAAAGCCGACAACCAACCAACUUCCUCAGAAAUCUCCGAAGAUCCUCUAUUCUCUAUCAUUCUCUUUCUCUCCUUCUCUUGCUCUCGGAUAAAAUUCUUAUUGAGUCCUCGCUCCUUGUCCUGCUCUAGAAAAAACUCCACUUGUAAAUAGUUAUAUGUAUAGUUAGAUUAUAUACACACAUACACACAUACGC